This is a messenger RNA of Miniopterus natalensis, 460 nucleotides long. RefSeq names its product metallothionein-2A-like. NCBI's taxonomy places the organism in Eukaryota, Metazoa, Chordata, Mammalia, Chiroptera, Miniopteridae. Gene Ontology annotation, molecular function: metal ion binding. Gene Ontology annotation, cellular component: nucleus; cytoplasm. The record is from RefSeq and is a predicted model, not a curated record. Gene Ontology annotation, biological process: cellular response to zinc ion; intracellular zinc ion homeostasis; detoxification of copper ion.
CGCCCGGGCCGCACGCAGCCUCUGCCUAUAAAGGGAGCGCUCGGGCCCCUCGGCGCCACCACGCGUUGGACAAGCACGAGUGAUCCUUCUCUUGCUCUGGACCUGAAGCCUCACCUCUGACCGACAUGGACCCCAACUGCUCCUGCUCCACUGGUGGCUCCUGCACCUGUGCUGGCGCCUGCAAAUGCAAAGACUGCAAAUGCACCUCCUGCAAGAAGAGCUGCUGCACCUGCUGCCCCGUGGGCUGUGCCAAGUGUGCCCAGGGCUGCAUCUGCAAAGGAGCGUUGGACAAGUGCAGCUGCUGUGCGUGAUGUUGGGGAGAGCUUGCUCUCCGUUGUAAAUAGAGCAAUGUCUACAAACCUGCAUUUAAAAAUAUUUUUUCAUAAACCCUAACCCCAUUACUAUGCUCCUUUUUGUAUGAAAUAUUUGAAUGACAAUAAACUUAUCUAGACUCUUCUGG